AAACAAAAUUAGGUCUUAUAUACCCCUUUACUUGCUUUAUAUUUUUAUGCUUGGUCCACGUGAAUCUCUUAUAAUCGAAGAAAAAGGAGAGAUAGUCAUCUUCACCUCCUCUGUUUUCAUUUUGAUAUGUGCAUAUAUGUUCUCUAAGUUGAAUUGUAUCGAAGAAAAAGAGUGAAGGAAGAAGGAAAGGCAAAUUCACGAGCAAGUGAGUGGCAGAGAUGGGAAGAGUGAAGCUUCAGAUGAAGAGAAUAGAGAACACAGCAAACAGGCAAGUCACUUUCUCCAAGAGGAGGAAUGGGCUGAUUAAGAAGGCCUACGAGCUCUCCGUCCUCUGCGAUGUCGAUAUCGCCCUCAUCAUGUUCUCCCCUUCUGGUCGCCUCAGCCUCUUUUCCGGUCAUAACAAAAGCAUCGAAGAGGUUCUCAGGCGGUACGUGGACCUUCCUGAGCAGGACAGCGGAAGAACGCUGCCCAAUCAAGAGUCUCUUCGAAAGAUGCUUUGCAAAUUAAAGGGUGAAUCAAACUUAACUUACUAUCACAUGGCAAGUCUGGCAAGCUCUGACUCUCCAGUUGAGGCAGUAGAUGCAACAGAACUCAUCAUGAUUCACCAUGAACUUCUAAGAUGCAAGUCUCAAUUGGACGAUAAGGAGAAGCAAUUGAGGGUAUAUGAAGGUGAUCCCCGCGAGAUCACAACCUUGCCUGAGCUGCAGUGUCGAGAAGAGAUCCUCCAGGAAACUUUACGACAGGUCCAGAGACGAGUGCAACUUCUGGAGAAGAGCUACAUCUCUACAUCACCAGAUUCAAAGAGGAACUUGGGCUGGCUUCUGCAAAGAGACCCACAAGUUCAGAUCCUGAAUUUCUUGGGCUCCAACGUGCUUCUUCCUUCAAGCAUUUUGUCGCAACAAUUGGUAUCAAAGCCUGGGUGUUGUGAUCAGAUCCUGAAGAUCUUGGUUGCGAGAUUUGAGGUUGAGAAGAUUGAUGGAUCAAGCGGCAGCGGAUUGUGCAGAUCAAGUGGAAGGUAUUGCUGGUGCAACAUGGCCUUGGUGGAGCACUAGGAGGAAAAGCCCCGACGGCCAUGACUCGGGAAAUGAUAAAUGAGGUGGAGCCCUUGGGGGCUGUAGUAGAGCAGGAGGCAAAUAUGAGUCAAGGUGGAGACUUGAAGACCCGAAAAGAAGGAUGAAAGAUCAACCGAAAUUAAGGAAGAGUAUUCGGCAGUUGAUGUCGUAGCACAUAAAGGGAUGCUGCAGCACUGCACGAGCGCAAAACUUGAGCACUCUGCCAGUGCCACAGCACAGAGACAGAUGCUACAGCACUGGAAGGUCGCGUGCGAGAUUUUGUUUCCGUUUUGGUACGAUUUCAUUGUAACUUGGACAUCCAACAAAAAAGCCGUGACCACGAGAAGGUUGACUGUCGCAAUAGUUGGCUGAAUGUAAGUCAAGGUGGAGAAUUGUUGGUGUGUCUUGCAUUAAGCUGGAAACGAGGACAAGAUCAGGAGAAAUAUUAUUUCUAAUAUUUCAGGGUAACUCAUAAUAUAUUCAAAGGGGAAAAUUACCCUUGGAGAGAUAUUAUGAUA
Molecule: messenger RNA, 1570 nt
Organism: Punica granatum (pomegranate)
Lineage: Eukaryota; Viridiplantae; Streptophyta; Magnoliopsida; Myrtales; Lythraceae
Source: RefSeq, a predicted model, not a curated record